UGAGCGCGCCCGCGCGUGCGCGUGCGGUGGCGGAGCUGAGGGGAAAGUUGCGGUCGCCCCAGUCGAGCGGUGGCCGCCGGAGCGGAGCGAGGCGACGGCAACAUGGACGACCUGGAUGCAUUGCUAGCAGACUUGGAAUCCACUACCUCCCACAUCUCCAAGCGGCCAGUCUUCCUGUCAGAGGAAACAUCUUACUCAUAUCCAACUGGAAAUCAUACAUACCAAGAAAUCACUAUACCUCCUCCGGUACCUCCCCCUCCUUCCAAUGAGGCCUUGAAUGGGACUGUAAGUGACCCUUUAGAUCCGUGGCAACCCAGCAUCUCCAGAAAUAUUCAGCAGCAGCCGGAGUCUCAGUCUCCCGUGUUCAGCACCAGUGCCUCUGUAUCCCGAGUCAUCUCUCCUCAUGCAAGUGAAGAGGAACACGUCUACAGUUUCCCCAACAAGCCGAAGUCUGCAGAACCAUCUCCCACCCUCAUGAGUUCUUCAUUGGGCAAUAAUCUAUCAGAACUGGACCGACUGUUACUGGAACUCAAUGCUGUUCAGCACAAUCCUCCUGGGGGCUACCCAGCAGACGAAGCCACCAGGAGCCCCUCAGUGCCUGGUGGGGCUGGCACUCACUAUGGCAUCUCAGAGAACACUACCUCUUUGAACACGCAGCCAGCAGCACCUGCAAAAGAGAAACCCAAGCGGAAUGGGGGGCAGACCGUUGAGGAUGUGUGUCCCAGUGUAGAGAGCCUUUUAGACGAGCUGGAGAGCUCUGUGCCCAGUCCCGUCCCAGCCAUCACUGUGAAUCAGGGAGAGAUGAGCAGUCCCCAGCGGGUCACCUCCAGCCAGCAACAGACUCGGAUAUCUGCCUCGUCGGCAACAAGAGAGCUGGAUGAGCUAAUGGCUUCUCUUUCAGACUUCAAGUUCAUGUCCCAAGGGAAAGGUGGGAAUAGCUGCCCGUCCUCGACUCCUCCGAAGCCUGGCAGCCAGCUGGACAGCAUGCUUGGCAGCCUCCAGUCAGACCUGAACAAGCUCGGCGUGGCAACCGUUGCCAAAGGAGUAUGUGGUGCCUGCAGGAAACCAAUCGCUGGGCAGGUGGUCACCGCCAUGGGGAAGACGUGGCAUCCUGAGCACUUCGUCUGCACCCAUUGCCAGGAGGAGAUUGGAUCGCGGAACUUCUUCGAGCGUGAUGGGCAGCCCUACUGCGAGAAGGACUAUCACAACCUCUUUUCCCCUCGUUGCUACUACUGCAACGGUCCAAUCCUGGAUAAAGUGGUCACAGCGUUGGACAGGACAUGGCACCCGGAGCACUUCUUCUGUGCUCAGUGUGGUGCCUUCUUCGGCCCAGAAGGCUUUCACGAGAAGGACGGGAAGGCCUACUGUCGCAAGGAUUACUUCGACAUGUUCGCUCCCAAGUGCGGAGGCUGUGCCCGUGCCAUCCUGGAAAACUACAUUUCUGCCUUGAACACGCUCUGGCACCCGGAGUGUUUUGUCUGCCGGGAAUGCUUCACUCCAUUCAUCAACGGCAGCUUCUUCGAACACGACGGGCAGCCCUACUGUGAGGUGCAUUACCACGAGCGCCGCGGCUCGCUCUGCUCCGGCUGCCAGAAGCCCAUCACGGGGCGCUGCAUCACCGCCAUGGCCAAGAAGUUUCACCCGGAACACUUUGUCUGCGCCUUCUGCCUCAAGCAGCUCAACAAGGGCACCUUCAAGGAGCAGAAUGACAAGCCCUACUGCCAGAACUGCUUCCUGAAGCUCUUCUGCUGAGACCAGACUCCGCGUCCUCCUGCUGUUCUCCGGGAUGCCCUGCCUCUUGGGACACUGCCGCAACCCAGCGACCUUUGUGAGCUGACCGAGGAGAAGUGGAGGGGUGUGUGCAUUUGCGUGUGAGCGUGUGAAUGGUGCCUGCCGCAGGGCAGAGCGGGAUGCUUCGAGGUGGCGAAUCCGGAGAAACGGACCAUGCGGUCAGAAGCGGUCCUUCAGCAGGGAGAUGCCGAGGUUGUCAUUAGUGUCCCGGAUUGACAGCUGAGCCAGGCCGGGGAGGGUGGGUCGUGGGUGGAGGGUGAGAGCUCUGUUUGGGAAGGUGCUGGAUGGCAACCACUAUUGGCUGCGUGCUGCAUCUUGGCAGGAAAGGUUCAGGCAGCCCGGCAGAAGUGGCUUCAGCUUGGGGAAAGGGGACGAACCCUGUCCUCCUCGGGAGCACUCAGUGGCCCAGAGGGCUGGCAAGAGGUGUCCUGGGGACCCACCACUGGGGCCAUUUCAAUCGGUGCUGCUUUCUCAGGAUACCGACCUGCGCAAGAUUCAUGCAGCCACGUAAGCAGCCAUUCUGCCUUCUCCCCUGUCCAUGUUCCUGUUCCUUUAACACGGCAGGCAGUGCUGGGAACGUUCCCAGCCUCACUCACACCACCGUGGGUGUGAACAGGGGGCUUCCUCGCCUGUCUACUUCAGAAGGGCUCUUUCUGAGAUGCCGUAGUCUCCAAAUGCAAGCGUUCUUGGUGGGGUUGGGGAAAUAGUACUUUUGUGAGAAAAUCCAGAUAAGCUGGUCAUUCCAGCCCUUCCAGAGCAAAGAUGUGAAAGCACGGAUAUAACGCUUUCUUACUCUUUCUCUUACCCCUGUCCACAAGUCCAUCUCUUGCUGUCAUUAAACAUGUCCUAGGGAGACGGAUGUCUGAGCAAUAAUUUUUCUAUUUUCGGAAAUGCCUCGGUGCACUCUCUCUCUAUGGCGGUUGUGUGAGAGGCUGUGGCUUUUGCAAUCAAACCGAAUACUGUGUGUUUGGGUGGAGGUGUUAGUUUCUAUGUGGAUUCAUAGCUGAACAACUUCUAAAUCUCUUAUAUGGAAAUUUUAGUUUUUUUGAAAUAACUUUCAACAGAUGACUUUCAUAUUCUGAUGGUUCUGGGCAGGCCCUGAUCGUGUCGGUUCCUGCAUCUAUAGCCUUGAUGCUUUGCUAAACACAACUAUUCACAUGAUAAGUAUUUUUAAAACUGGGGUUAGGGUGGGAGAUGGGAAAUAUGCAAGGAGUGCGUGUGUGAUGAUUAUUAAUGGCUUAUUAAGUAGCUUUUCUAUUGAUCAAAGCUCAACUGGAACAGUUUUUUGUAAACUUGUAAACUGCUGUAUUUGAAAUUAUUUGUCUUUUGCUCAAAGCUGGAAUUUCAGGAUUUUCAAGUCUUCAUUUACUUCUACAGGGAGAAAGUGCUCCUAUGUAACCCAUUUCGUAUCAGGCUUCGUAAUCUAUUUCAGAAGCUGAUACUGGGCCCUGGGCAUUGCUCUGCCGCACGAGGUUAACACGGUGAUACGCAGCCUUUUUUCCCUUGUCUUCUCUGCAAGUAUAUUGGGCUGGCCCCGCCGUUAGGCAGACGGAGGGGGCUGCCUCAGAGCGGAGCAGGGGGCGAGAUGCUAGAGGACUCCGCUUGCCCUGUGCCGGCUAAGCUGCCCCGCUGCUCAGGGGUGCAGAAGAGGCAGCCCAUCGUGAACGAAGCUUCAACUCGCGGUCGAGUUGGCUUCUGCGGGGGGGGGGGGGGGGCACCGCCUUGUCCUUCACCUCAGACAAGCAGGGUGCCUUGAGCUAGCCCUGCAAGCAUGCCGUGACUCGGCCGUGCAGCGUGGAGCACUGCCGCACUGUGCGUACCAAUGCGUACGUGCGUCUGCACAUGUGUGUGCCCUGCAGCCUUUUCCCCCUCUCGCCUCCUGAGCCAGGCGUCGGGCGGCUGCAUGGAGAGGCACGCGGAAAUGCAGCCCUGGCUCUGCCUCCCAGGGCAGCCAACGGUGCCUCACGUAACCGCACCGAGCACCCACAUGUCUUAAUUCGGAGGGGGUGCCAGGCAAGUGAUACGCUUUGAGUGAGCUCCUCUCCCCCUUUCCAGAGGAGCCACGGUUCUAAAAGCGUUUGGCUGUGAGUGUGACUUUCUGUGACCAAGUGUCUCUGCAAACUGGGAAUUGUAUUCCUGGCCCAUUUCGUGUGGGGCGGAAGAUGAGGACGUGAUCCUACACAGAAGGCCUGCCAGUCGUUGAAGAGACUCCAGAGCGCCUGUGUCAGGUGGGCCAGCUGCAGGUCCAAGUUGCAGUCCUUCGAAGGUGUUCAGCCUGGUCGCUGCAGACACGCCUUUGUCUGCGGGGUUCGGUGAAGUUGUGCCUUUGCAGGCCGGGGGAGUGUGAUCUAGCUCUUUAACAAAAGGAAGCAGGUGCCGCUGUUGCAACUUCAUGAAAGGGCCUGGUGGACGUUGUAGUGGGGUGCUGAAGGUGUUUUCUGUUUGGAAAAAUCCUCUCUCCCCCUGCCUCUGUGCUAACAUAGCUUUGACAUUUUAGGCUCUGGGUUUUUCUCUCUUUUCUUUUCUUUUUUUUUUGGUUUGACUCUUUAAGUGCAUCUGAAUGAAGUGGGUCUCAAUUAAAGCUUGUUUUUCUUCUGGGAAGGAGAAGGGGGAGAAUCGCCUGUGGAAUGACAUUUCUCUCCCCCUCCUCAUGUUCCCUUUUGUAAGCGUUUAAUUUUGCUGCCCCCACCCUCUUUUUUAAAAUUCCUGUGAUGAUGCUAAUAAAAUUUUAUGAUAAUUUUCA
Molecule: messenger RNA, 4534 nt
Organism: Varanus komodoensis (Komodo dragon)
Lineage: Eukaryota; Metazoa; Chordata; Lepidosauria; Squamata; Varanidae
Gene: PXN
Product: paxillin
Exons: 11
Coding region: 103-1752 (549 amino acids)
Biological process (GO): substrate adhesion-dependent cell spreading; transforming growth factor beta receptor signaling pathway; endothelial cell migration
Source: RefSeq, a predicted model, not a curated record